Molecule: messenger RNA, 1412 nt
Organism: Paralichthys olivaceus (Japanese flounder)
Lineage: Eukaryota; Metazoa; Chordata; Actinopteri; Pleuronectiformes; Paralichthyidae
Product: protein Wnt-8a-like
Biological process (GO): neuron differentiation; canonical Wnt signaling pathway; multicellular organism development
Cellular component (GO): extracellular region
Molecular function (GO): frizzled binding; cytokine activity
Source: RefSeq, a predicted model, not a curated record
UCUGGGAUAGAGCAACAGCCUCCGCUUGGAAUUCAGCUGCUAUGGGACCAUUCUAUCUCCUCACAGCUGUGGUUCUGUCCAUGUGCUGUCAUUUUCAGUUUGCAUUCGCUUGGACGGUGAAUAAUUUCCUCAUGACUGGACCAAAGGCUUUUCUGACAUACGCCAGCAGUGUGCAACUGGGUGCGCAGAGUGGAAUACAAGAGUGUAAACACCAGUUCGCCUUGGAAAGGUGGAACUGCCCAGAGAGUACGCUCCAAUUAUCCACACUCAACGGCCUCAGAAGUGCCACAAGGGAGACUUCUUUUGUCCAUGCCAUCAGUGCGGCCGGAGUGAUGUACACGCUCACCAAGAACUGCAGCAUGGGGGAUUUUGACAACUGUGGCUGCGAUGACUCCAGAAUUGGACAGACAGGAGGCAGAGGAUGGAUUUGGGGAGGCUGCAGUGAUAAUGCGGAGUUUGGUGAGAAGAUCUCCAAACAGUUCGUUGACGCACUGGAAGGCGGACAUGACUCGCGCGCAGCAGUCAACCUGCAUAACAACGAGGCAGGCAGACUGGCGGUCAAAAGCACAAUGAGGAGAGCCUGUAAGUGUCACGGAGUGUCCGGGAGCUGCAGCAUCCAGACCUGCUGGAUGCAGCUGGCCGACUUCAGGGAGGUUGGGAACUAUCUGAAGAUGAAGCACGAGAACGCAAAGAAACUAGAGAUGGACAAGAAGCCUGCGAGGGCUGGGAACAGCGCGGACAACCGAGGAGCCAUUGCGCACGGCUUUCGUGGAAUCCCUCGCACGGAACUCAUCUACCAGGAGGAUUCCCCGGACUACUGCCUCAGGAACAAGAGCAUGGGCUUCCAGGGCACCGAGGGGCGGGAGUGUCUGAAGGGCAACAAGAACAUGUCCCACUGGGAGAGGAAGAGCUGCCGCAGGCUGUGCUACGAAUGCGGCCUGCGGGUGGUGGAGAAGCGCAUCGAGGUCGUCAGCAGCUGCAACUGCAAGUUCCACUGGUGCUGCACGGUGAGGUGCGAGAAAUGCACGCAAACUGUUACCAAAUAUUACUGCGCGCGUAAAGAAAGCGGGAGGAAAACACAUAAUAAAACGAGGCGCAGGCACAGUGCGCGCAGGCAGUGAUCGCCCUGUGUUACAGAGACUUCUGAGUCAAUAUGCUCAUCAAAUUUCAGCUCCCACAAGAUUAUUGACACCAUUAAGCUUUGUACAGAUUUGUAAUAAUGUUAUUUUCAACUAUCACAUUGUUGAAGCCUUUUAAUGCACUUUAUCUAUAAUGAAUGGAUCCUGUAUAUAAAUCAAAGUAUCAUGAGAGAGAAACAUCCACGCAUGCUAACUGGUUUAUGUUGGUGCUUGGGGGUAUUUUCUCGGAUUUGUAGCGUUUGUCUUUUGUGAUGUCUAAAAUUAAUAUUUUAU